Molecule: messenger RNA, 1246 nt
Organism: Bubalus bubalis (water buffalo)
Lineage: Eukaryota; Metazoa; Chordata; Mammalia; Artiodactyla; Bovidae
Product: thymosin beta-4-like
Exons: 1
Coding region: 848-967 (39 amino acids)
Biological process (GO): regulation of cell migration; actin filament organization
Cellular component (GO): cytoplasm
Molecular function (GO): actin monomer binding
Source: RefSeq, a predicted model, not a curated record
UUGAUUAAUCACUUGUCUUACUGCUGCAGGAAGAUCAAGCUAUAUUAAGAUGAUUAAUUUCUCACAGUUUUGUCCAGAAGAUGGUGGGGAGGUCUUCAUGAAUGAACUACUAGCACCUAUCAACCAUUCCUGAGCCAGCAUCCAUAAGGAGUGGGUACAACUGUGCUGUUCAGUGAUGCCUUCUCCACCAUGAGGUAUAGAUAUUACUUGAUUGUAUAUGGUUCACAUUGAAUAUCUCAAGCCAUUACCACUUGUGUGGUCACAAGAUUGCAAAACAAGCUCAUGGUGAUUUUUUGGCAAGAUUUUUAGCUUUUUAUAUUUUUCUCCCAUUGGGGGAAAACACUCAAUGCUGUAAGUAGAUCAGUACUCGAUCUUAUCACAUUAUAAACAUAAUUUUCCCAGGGGGCUGGAUUAGGCCAUUUCCUAUAUACGCAAGACCAUUAACCUGUUUUAAGUAAUUGAAUAGCUAUUGACUACUAAUUUGAACAUACUGAGUUAAGUUAGCUUAUUAACCAGUUUUCUGAAAUGCAGUCUCACAUCCCUUCUGGCCUACACAGUACAAUCAAAACCACUUCGUCUGGAUGAAGGACCCUUGCUUCUGUGUCUGUGUGUUCUGAUAUCCUUACCAACCUGUUCCUUGCAGGGAUCCUUGUCCUUUCUGCCAUCCUCGCUUGGCUCCUUGAUAAGUUGUUACUGAUCAGCGCUGCUACCUCUGACCCUUGCUGCCCCACCAUACAAUGAUGUGAACCAUUUCCUGGCUACAAAUGUUAGUCUUAGGCUCUUGGCAGUGGCCACAGUGCAAACCAGACUUCACUCGCUCACAGCUAGCUCCCCUCCCUCUGCAACCAUGUCUGACAAACCCCAUAAGGCUGAGGUAGAGAAGUUCGAUAAGUUGAAAUUGAAGAAAACACAAACACAAGAGAAAAAUGCACUGCCUUCAAAAGAAACUAUUGAACAGGAGAAGUAAGCAGGGGAGUCAUAAUGAAGUCACAAUACCUGCACUGCCAGAAUGCAAUGUACAUUCCACAAGCAAUGCCUUAUUUUACUUCUUUUUGCUGUUAACUUUAUAAGAUGCAAAGAGGUUGGAUCAGCUUUAAAUGAUUGUGCUACCCUUUUUCACAUCAAAGGAAGUAGAAAUACUAACAAGUGUAGGCCACUUCUCUCUCUUAUCUGCCUGUCUGACUAAAAAGAAAGGAAAAGUUGGUGAAAGAGGAAGCUGGGUGGGACCACAGUGAACUUUAGAGUA